AUGUCUUCCAUCUUCGCCUCCUUCUCCCUCCUCGCUCUCGCCGUCCCGGUCAUCUUGGCGAUAUUACCCCUCUUUCUACCAGCUCAUUGGUCAGAGCCUUAUUCGUGGUGGGAUCCUUUGAUCCUCAAUCGUCCUCUGGCAGGGGGUGAGGCAACCACACGAUGGACUAACAUGGGCUAUUGGGAGGGAACGGAGGAAUUCGCCGAUGCAAACGAACAACUGGCCAGGAAAUUACUCGAUUUCUCUCGAGCAAGAAAGGGAGGGAACGUACUUGAUCUCGCUCAUGGUGCUGGGGAAUCACUAGCUCUCCAUCUAUCUCAAAGCCCACCACCGGCUUACCUCGGAGCCCUCACUUCAAACCCUUCCGACACCUCGCUAGCUCAAAAGAUGAUAUCAGAAAGGAAUUUAAACACGUCCACCCCAAUCGAAUGGUUCACCACCUCGGCAUCAUUCAAACCCACUUCUGACAUCCAUCAUCCCCUCAAUCCCAUGCGAGGUUAUUUAGGCGAACCACAGACACAUUUGACGAGAUAUGAAGAUGAGGACGAAACUCAGCAAUCUUCCCAAGACGACGUCGGGCCGAGGAAAUACGAUCUGAUCUAUAUUCUCGAUGCCAUUUAUCAUUUUCCACCUUCGCUUGAGGGCUUCAUAAAAUCUAUAUUACCCACUCUGAAAUCUGGAGGGGUUGUGGCUUACACUGAUAUCUUACCUCCCCAAAAUCUUAACAUCGUGACCCGUCUGAUUGUGGCUCGGUUGUUCGGAGUACCUGUGGAUAAUUUGAGACGUGAUUGGGAUCUUGAGACGUAUAAACGGGUGUUGCAAGAGAUUGGUUACGUCGGGGUGGAGGUGGAAGAUUGGAGUGAUCAUGUCUGGUCAGGCAUCAGUGAGAACCUCCGCAAAAGAAGGGGUGUCUUGGGAUUAUUGAGCAGGGGGUUCCGAUCAGCUGAGCGAUCUGGAUGGAAGUUUGUAGCCGUCAGAGCGGAAGCUCCUGAAUUAUCUGGGGAUGCAGGUGAGAGUACAUAA
Molecule: messenger RNA, 1023 nt
Organism: Tremella mesenterica DSM 1558
Lineage: Eukaryota; Fungi; Basidiomycota; Tremellomycetes; Tremellales; Tremellaceae
Exons: 3
Coding region: 1-1023 (340 amino acids)
Source: RefSeq, a predicted model, not a curated record